Messenger RNA from Beauveria bassiana ARSEF 2860, 819 nucleotides. RefSeq names its product Patatin-like serine hydrolase, putative. The record is from RefSeq and is a predicted model, not a curated record. Lineage: Eukaryota; Fungi; Ascomycota; Sordariomycetes; Hypocreales; Cordycipitaceae. The transcript is spliced from 6 exons. Gene Ontology annotation, biological process: arachidonate metabolic process. Bases 1 to 819 code for a protein of 272 amino acids. Gene Ontology annotation, cellular component: membrane.
AUGCGCAUUCGCGUAAAGCCCAGGACAUCUGCGCUACGGAUUCUCUGUAUAGAUGGCGGCGGCGCCAACGCCGGCGUCCCGCUCGCGGCCCUCAAAGCGCUCGAUGAGCGGCUCGGUCUGCCAUUUCCAAUUCAGUACCACUUUGACAUACUUUAUGGCACUUCUUCAGGUGCCAUCAGCGCCUGGGGUUUGGCGCUCGGGUUGAGUGUGCAGGACUGCAUCGUGCUGGUCGACACCAUGGCUAAGCACACGUUCCAAGGCCGAGAUGUCUCCGCAUUUCCACUGGGCCGGACCAGCGUCGGCCAGCGGCUGUUGCGAGGCGUUAUCACGCUACUCACCGACAGCAAAUAUUCAUCCGCUAACCUCGAGACAGCAUUGAAGGCAGUCUUUGGCGAAGCUAGAAUGCUUUCAGACUGGACUAUCGCGAACGAGAUGGGCCUGCACGUUGGCUUUCCUGUCGUGACGGCAGAAGAUACGGCCACUUUGGUGGUCGCCAACGACGGUGGUACGGGAGACCCCGAAGACGCGGUCGCUAACUUUCAGAUUCUCGAAUCCAAAGAUGUCCCUCUCUGGCAAGCAUUGCGCGCGACCACCGCGGCACCCUUUUACUUCAAUCCGCAGGUUAUCGAUGACGUUGCCUACCAGGAUGGAGGCAUGACAUACAACAAUCCAUCCGCUCUCGCCCUCGCGGCCGCACGGUCCCAGUGCCCCUCGAAGCCGAACCCAGGUCUCUUCCUAUCCUUCGGGACGGGAUGGGAGGAAGGGUGCAAAAGCGUAAGAAAAGGUCGUGGCUUCGCGUGGUGCAUCGCUCCUCUGUAG